Molecule: messenger RNA, 1346 nt
Organism: Colossoma macropomum (tambaqui)
Lineage: Eukaryota; Metazoa; Chordata; Actinopteri; Characiformes; Serrasalmidae
Gene: zp3c
Product: zona pellucida glycoprotein 3c
Exons: 8
Coding region: 39-1346 (435 amino acids)
Biological process (GO): egg coat formation; positive regulation of acrosome reaction; binding of sperm to zona pellucida
Cellular component (GO): extracellular matrix
Molecular function (GO): acrosin binding
Source: RefSeq, a predicted model, not a curated record
UGUGGUGCUUAGGAAAGGCUUAUGGUAGAUGUUUGAAGAUGAUCAACAUGUUUCUGAAGGCUGCUUUGAUUCUUGUGAUCCUGACUUAUAAGGUGGACCUGCACCCGUUUACUAAAACUGGCAAAAUGCUGGGUGCUGAGAAAUCUUGGAUAGGAGAAAAAAAGGCAGCUGCCCCAAUGUGGAAAGGCUCAGCUUACUAUCCUGUUCUACCUCCAAGCUUGAAUUUACCAGAGUCUCAGAGAAUCCUGGCUUCAGAUAUUAAUAAAGAUCUCUUCAGACCUGAAAGGAAUAGAAGACCAGUACCUGAUCUAAUGAAGUCUAUUCUACUGCCACCAACAUCCCCUCCUAAAACAUCUUCUGCAACUUCUGCCUCAAGACCUGUGGAUAUGUUGUGCCACCUUGACCGUAUUUACGUGAGGGUUUUGAAGAGUCUGUUCAACAACCCAAAUGCUUGGCAGUAUCUGAAAGUGGGAACGUGUGCUGUGAAUCAAGCCACAGAUACACAUUACUACUUUCUGUAUUACCUCGAUAGCUGCAAUGUAAAGCGACAGGAAAAUGAAAACGAAGUGAUCUACUCAAACACGCUCCGCUAUGAGCCAGAGUCCACUGAGCUAGUGGCUCGUGAGCUGCCCUUUUCUGUGUCGCUGGAGUGUCAUUACAGCAAGCAUCACCGCUCAUAUCAGGUGGGCUUCAUGCCUCAAGUGGCAGCAGAAACCAUCUUGUGGAGGCUAGAAACUGGGCUCUCCCUCACACCUGUAGAUGUGUCUUGGAAGCCUCUUGCCUCUGGACGCAGCUAUGUUAUCGGUCAGCCUGUAUACUUUGAGGCCAAAGCUCUUUGGAUUCAGAAAGGGAAGAGGCUGUAUCUGAACAACUGCUACAUCUCUUCUUCAGCUAUUGAUUCGAUGCCCAAACAUACUGUACUGAACAACUAUGGAUGUAUGAUUGAAAGUAAGAAGAGUGCUCAGACAAAGUUCCAUGUCAGUGAUGAGAAUAAUACUUUACGGUUCUCUGUGGGAGCCCUUGUGUUCAAGGACAUGAUGUCCCAGUCAGCAGCAAAUAAGGUUAUGUUUAUUCAUUGUGAGAUGGCCUUGGGACCAGAAAAACCAACACCAAGCUCAAAAUCAUGUUGGUACAAUGUAGAUACUAAACGGUGGUCUGAGCUGUAUGGAGAUGACUCUGUUUGUGCUUGCUGCGACACUUCCUGCCCUGCUCCAGAGCCCUCAGUGCCUAUGACCCCAGUUACCAGCAAUCCUUGGGAGCUGGACCGCCUUGAUCAACCUGGACUUGAAGCUAUUUUGCCAGAGGAGAAUAUGGAUAUGUUUGAGCUGUAUGGCUUCAGAAAAUGA